Messenger RNA from Cylicostephanus goldi, 899 nucleotides. The record is from the annotation of a GenBank genome assembly. NCBI's taxonomy places the organism in Eukaryota, Metazoa, Nematoda, Chromadorea, Rhabditida, Strongylidae.
AUGUUCGAUACCGGCAGAGCUAUGCGUCGUCUUGAAAUGCAAAAAUUCAAUCUACGCUAUCUAGUUCAUCACUAUUGUGACGUUUCUCUCGAUAAAAGAUAUCAGCUAGCAGACUGGAGAAUACGACCCCUAGACGAUGAUAUGAUAGCAUAUGCUCGUUGCGAUACCCACUAUCUACUCCAGUGCUAUGAUUGUCUUCGCGAAGAGUUGUUGGAGAAAGGAGACAAGUUACAGAAUCUGCUUCGAGUGACCUAUUCAGAAAGCGCUCUCAUCUGUUUGAGGGUCUACCAUAAACCGAGUUUUGAGAAAGAUGGUUAUCGCGGACUUGAACGACGACGGUUGAAUAACCGUCAGAAUGCAGCUAUGCAACUGCUUUGGUGUUGGCGAGAUCAGGUGGCUCGAGAGGAGGAUGAGAGUGUGCAGUACGUUUUGCCUAACCACAUGCUGCUCAAUAUCGCUGAGAGCUUACCUCGUGAACUGCAAGGUAUACUUCAUUGCUGCAAUCCGGUACCGCCUCUGGUCAAAGAAUCCGUGCACGAAUUACACAAGAUGAUAUUCAAAUGUCGCGAUCUGCCGCUGAUCGAAUACAAAGAGGAUGCUACUGAUGAAAAUUUUGAGGAGGUUCUUCGCAGGAGAAAAAUGCGAGGGAAGUACACCAAAGAAAACAUCCUUUUCAUCUGCCCUCUCGAUUUCUCACAAGCGGAGUUCGACGAAGAAAGCGGAAACCAAAUGUAUCGCGGUAAAAGCGUUGGUGAUACAGCAGUCUUAGAACGAUCUCCUACACAUACGUUGCUGUCGGUGCUGAGCUGUGCUACGGCGCUAGGAAAAGCAUCGGAUUCCGAUGAUGUUCACACUUUAUGCGACAAAGUGAGUGUCUUCGACAUUUUUGUGACUUAGGG